AUGGCGAUCGAGGCCACCUGCGGCGUGCCAUCGUGCCGGCAGGGCGGGAUGGAAUUUUGUGUCUCCCAUCGACUGGGUCGGGACCACGGCAGCGUGCCGCGAACAGAGUCAAUACCAGAGUCUGUCAGCGACCGCUGGACCACCUCAUUGCCAAGCGCCUCUGGAAAGCAGCAAGGACACCUUUUUGGAAGACAAAAUGGCGAAUCUGCAUUGCCGCAAAUAGCCUCUGUGUGGCCACCCAAUCCACCUCUGUUUGCGAAUCGAGAAGUGCUCGAGGAACAAGUAGGGCAGGAUGCUAACUCAAAGGACGAUUCCAGCUUUUCUUUCAUGCAAGUGCCACGACACAAAGGACACGUUGCAUUGAGUCUUCUGUCGCCUUUCAUCGACAUUGAUGAAGAAAAAUUCUUUGGCAACUACAUGGGGCAGAUGCUCAGUGGCGAGGUGUCCCCUGAGGAGUGCAUUUUGAGGUGGAUGGAGUACUGUUGGCAGCAGGCGGCGGCGAUUAGGCAUCAGGCAUUGGAGCAAAGGCCUGAAGACAGCAUUUGCGAUGGCCUGUCACAAUUUGCAGACUUUUGGGACCUGGAGGGUGCUACAUGGUCAUUGGUGUGGCAUCUGUACCGGAGUGGCCCCACACCUCUCCACCUCAUUCCAGCACAGUUUCGUAAGUUGAGCACCAGCCAGCAGCUGGCACAUUGGGUCACUGAUCACGAAGACCUCAAAAGGUGUGCAAAGGUAGUGGCCUGGCUGGAAGACCUGCAGCGGUCAGCUAUGGUGUCGGGCAACAGGGUGCUGACUGAGUCCCAAGCUGUGAAUAGAAUCAAGGAAGGCUGUGCUGUGUGGAGGGAGUCUGCCACAUGGGUGAACACACAAGCAUCAGAUCAUCUUGUGACCAAUCUUGACCCUGAUGCACCUACAAGGCAGCAAAAGCUGCUUGCCCCUGGGGAUGCAAAAUGGCAGGACCAAUUGAACAUGGCAGUGUGGAUGCUCAUUCGUGCAGGUCGGAUGGAAAAGGCACAAGAGUUGUGUGCAAAAGCUGGCCAGCCUUGGAGGGCAGCCUCAUUGUCAGGCUGUGGCCCACUUGGGCCACUCCCUUUAGGGCACACAGUCACUUCAGAUGUUCAAGAUGAUUUCGAUCUGCACUUGGUUGAAGAGUUCCACCAAGAUCAGAUAGGAGCAGAAGUGGACUUGGGUGUGGACAGGGAAUGGUUACAACGGAACCUGUUUCGUUGGGCAUGUGCUCAGAUUGCAUCACAGACAAAGAGCUCUCCAGCAGCAAGAGGUGUGAGCUUCGAAAGCGCUGUUUAUGGGGUUCUGUGUGGCGACGUCGAUGCCAUGCUGCCUGCCUGCCAAACAUGGGAAGAUGCUGUGUGGGCCCAUUGCAGAGCAUGGCUUGAGUUGACUUCAGAAACCACCAUUCUUCAGCACAAAGAGAACAGCCUCAGUAGCAACAGCAACAGCAACACGCAAGCAGUCUCAUCUCCAAGGUCUGACAGCUACGCGAACCUUGACCGGCUUCGAAAACUGGAGGUUCCUGAUGGACUCCUGGCACAGUUUCUACCAAAAAGCAAAGUGAUUGCAGGAGGGGAUGCAUCCAUUAGCGAUGCCUUCAAGGAGGGAUUGGAAGUUUGUUCUGGGAAGUGGCCUUUGCAGAGACUGACAGCCAGCCUGCCUGAGAAUUUCACUGGGAUCUUCACCACCUUGGAGGGAGACCCUGAUGCCAACAUUCGCCAGGAGUGCCAAAAGCACUUUAGGGUUGUGCAGCGCCUCCUGAUAUGUGACCAAAUGCCAGAAUUGCUUGAGAGCCUGUCGGAGUGGCACCCAGGAGCACCGGACCCAGAAGAGGACACGGGCCCGUGGACUCUGCCGAAUGCCAUAAACCGCAGCCUGGCAAGGUUCUCUGCCCAUUUCAUCAUUAUAAUGCAGGCGCUUGGAAAGCUGAGUCCAGACAACAGCCCGGCCAAUUGUGUUCAACGGCUGCUUGACAUAUACAUUGGCACACUCAUCAGCCGGGGGGCCUAUGAAUUUGUUGCCCCCUGCUGCUGUCAUGUGCCCCGCCACGUGAGAGAAUGGGCUUUCCGAGCAGUCUUCCGCUGCCUGGAGGAAGAUGACGAUGCCUCACGGCGAGAAUUUUACCAGGGCGCUGAUAAAGAUUUCACGGCAUGGAGACAAGAACUGGAAAGUCAGUGGCCAGUCAGCACUGACAUCGAUGAGUUUGAGCUGCAUCGACUGGCCAUGACCUGCGCCCUUGAUGCUCGGAGUGACCCAGGAACGCAGCCACACACGCGGCUGAAGUCAACCGAAUGGCUGUUUAUUGCCUUUCAGUCUGGGUUCCAAGGAAACUACGAUCCAGAUGCAGCAAGGAAGCUGGUUGAACACUACACAAGCUCCAUGGAGUUUGUGCUGAAGCUCAUUCGGGAGUUUGUAACAUUCUUCUUUGCAAACGUUGCUUGCAAUCGCUACAUGUUGGACCUUGCAAGGAGGUUGGCCUCACUUGUGCCUAAACGUCUGAAGACUGUCGUUGUGGAGGAAGAGGGAGUGGGAGGUCGGGGUGCAUCUUUAGUUGAGGAGCUGGACUCAUGGAUUGUCUACCUGGAGAUAGAGUCCGAAUGUGAUGCACUGCUGCAAUCCAUUGCGAACAGGAAUAUCAAGGUUCUUGAUGGUAGGAUCCACGGAUUCCCAGAUCAGGCAGGGAGGCAGCUGAUGCUGGAGAAAUGCCAGAGUGCCCUCAGCAGAAUUGAGGAAGAAUUGAUGCACAGCCACUGGAUGUUGCGAUUUGUCACCAAGGCCAUGAACGGGGACAUGGCCAGCAACUGGGACCUGACUUUCCAGCUUGGUGACUUGGCGGUCUCCAAGCACAGCGCCGACAUGUGGGGAUACAAGCCAGUCACUCCAGACAACGCGCACUUGAUCAUGUCCAACCUCCAAGAGCGGCUGUCGGCCGCAAGGGAAGAUUAUGACGUAGAGGGGACCAUUCGAGAAGAUGAUGUGUAUCCUGGCAUCAUCGAAGUCUGCCUCACAGGGGAGGACGUCAGCUCUGUGGCGCUGGUUGCCGAUGACCUCAUCAACACCCCUGGUGCAGGCGUUCCGCCUUGUGCAGUCAUCACCAUCAACCUGAGGGACGGCAAGACACCGUAUUGCAUGGAACUCUGCCGGCGAGUGUGCCUGUCGCGGAUGGUUGGUUUCGUCAUGCAGCUGAGGGAGUACCUCGCGAUGUCCGGCGCCGACAUGCAGGCCAAGGAAUCUGGUGCGCAGCUGCUUGAAGGCUUUGCGGACGAGGAUUCGGACACUGGGAGGGUCAUGAGCGCUGCCCUGUGUAGAUUCGUCGUUGAGACAGAGGCGCGGGUGGUCGUGGCGAGCAAGUGUGAGCCGGUGUUCCUUUCCUGA
Messenger RNA from Ostreobium quekettii, 3384 nucleotides. NCBI's taxonomy places the organism in Eukaryota, Viridiplantae, Chlorophyta, Ulvophyceae, Bryopsidales, Ostreobiaceae. The record is from the annotation of a GenBank genome assembly.